Aspergillus nidulans FGSC A4 is the source of this 483-nucleotide messenger RNA. RefSeq lists its product as uncharacterized. The transcript is spliced from 2 exons. Bases 1 to 483 code for a protein of 160 amino acids. Lineage: Eukaryota; Fungi; Ascomycota; Eurotiomycetes; Eurotiales; Aspergillaceae. The record is from RefSeq and is a predicted model, not a curated record.
AUGACACCACAACAAUCAUGGGCCACCUUAGUCCUUGGUUUCACCAUCUUCAUCUCACCCUUAACAGCCUUUCCCAUCCCCAUCCCAGCAGAAAACGCUAUACGUCCUGAAACAGCGGGGGAGAUCCAAGCCCGAUCUGCAGUCCCUGACCCCAGAUUGAUCCCCAACGAGACAGACUUGAUGGCAGCCAUCCUCGCAGGACUGGGCAUGCAGGAGCUGGAGAAAUUCAACAAAUUGCAUACGGACAUGAAUGGGCAGGAUAGUGGUGCGACGAUGGUGAUUGACGAUAGCCGUGCAUCUACGCCCACUGUGACGGAGCUUGAGAACAACGUUGACAAUGGGAAGGAGAAGGGCAUGGAUACAGCUAAGGAUGAUGCAAAUGCCGCGAAGGACCCUGAAGGCUUUGUUGAUACGCUCUUUGAAGUUUUGAAGAAAAAGUUUCGAGAGGCGAUCAAUGGGAGUGACGAGAUUGGAUUGGUGUAG